GAUAUAAUAGAAGUAUACAGAAUAUUGCACGCCAUGUAUGGUGCGGAGAUUUCACCCGAUCUCGAACUGAGACAGUUUAGUAAAGCUAGAUGCAAUAACUACAGACUUGUCGGUCAUAGUUUGAGCUGUGGCAUCAGAAAGUUUAGUUUUACAGAAAGAGUAGUAAAUGUAUGGAACAGCCUCCCGAAUGGUGUGGUUAACUUUCCGUCUCUCAACACGUUUAAAAAGACUUUGGAUGGAUUU
Messenger RNA from Helobdella robusta, 243 nucleotides. RefSeq lists its product as hypothetical. The transcript has a single exon. Lineage: Eukaryota; Metazoa; Annelida; Clitellata; Rhynchobdellida; Glossiphoniidae. The annotation marks the transcript as partial. The record is from RefSeq and is a predicted model, not a curated record.